Molecule: messenger RNA, 2175 nt
Organism: Yamadazyma jaroonii
Lineage: Eukaryota; Fungi; Ascomycota; Pichiomycetes; Serinales; Debaryomycetaceae
Source: the annotation of a GenBank genome assembly
AUGGUUAACAGAAGAACCAGUCUGAGUUGUAUACAUUGUCGACUCCGGAGACGUAAGUGUAGUGGUGGUAACCCUUGUACUUCAUGUGUUGCUAAGGAUAGAGUAUGUGAAUAUACAAAUGAUGACAAGCGGAGAAAGAGACCCGCAGCUAGUUAUAUCGAAGCUUUAGAAGAAGCCAACACUAAGAACCAAAAGACGAUUGAAACAUUAAAGAAUGAACAUCAGGAGUUCCUAGAUGCUUUAAGGAUGAAUAUAGAUGACCACAAAAAGCUUAUGGAUCUAAUUAAUGGGAAUAAAACCCCGGCACUCGUUAAAUCCAUCGACAAUGAUUUUAAUCAUCUUGUGAUGUCUGGCCAAACUGGUAGUACUCGAAUGGUUUUGGGUCCCACCAGUGUUUAUAAUGAUCAUCUCAUCAUGGAGAACAAAGAUCAAUCUAAAAAAUUAGGUAAUAUAAAACAAGGACCUACGAUUCUUUAUAAUUUGACCGUGGAUCAAAUGAAAGAUUUGAAUGAAUACAGGCAAAAAUAUGGAUAUCGUGAUUAUAGGUUAUUCUACUUCAAAGAACAACCUUUAAAGGCUAACAUAGCCAUCUUCAGAGAAUGUAUUUCAUUGUUUUUCAAAUGGAUGUACUCAUCACUGUUUCUUUUCAUUCAUAGAGAGUCAUUCCUUUACUUUUAUUUGAGCAAUGAAAUUGAUUGUGAGUUUGUUACUAUGGAGUUAAUUUAUGCUAUAAGUGCUUUGGGUGCUAGGAUAUCUAAUGAUGAGUUUAUCAGAUCUCAAGCUGAUGAUUAUUAUAAAUUAGCCAAACAAAGACUUUUCGCCAAUGGAGAUGAGAAAUUCUUUAUUAGAGAAUCAUCAAUUUGUAAACUUCAAACAUUACUUUGUCUUGCAUUUUAUGACUUAGGAAGAGGUGAGUUGGCAAGUGGGUGGUUAUUAUCGGGAUUAGCAUUUAGAAUGGGUCAUGAUCUUGGGUUUGAGUUAGAUCCUCGUGAUUGGAAUGUUACUACUUCCAUUCCUCAUAGUGGCUCUUCCAUGCAUUCUACAUCUGCUUCAUAUGCCAACUUAAAGCAAUUAUCCCAGAGUGAUGUCAAACAAGAUCUUUAUAAUAACUAUCCGUUUGAGAUCAAUAACUUGAGAAGUAGAAUAUAUUGGGGAUCUUAUGUAUCAGAAAGAUUGAUUUGUUUGGUCAUGGGAAGGUCACCAACAUUGAAAUUAACUGACGUAACAAUCCCUGAUUCUCAAGAUAUUGGGGAUUUAACAGGUAUUGAAGACUUCAUCUUUCAUGAUAAUUUAUCUGAACGUCAAUAUGCAUGUAGAGCUUUCUAUUGUUUGAGAGCAGUGGUUGAACUUUUGAUUCUCGCUGAUGAUAUUUUAAAUAAAGUAUUUGGUUCAGAUACCAAUGGAAUUAAAAGAUCAGAUAUUUUAUCCAGCUAUAAUUUAAAGCUUUUACAAUGGAAAGAGAGUUUAGGAAAAGAAUUAUUCUGGAAUAAAAGUAUUCUUAAAAGGACAGCUCAUAAUGAACUUUAUAUGGGACCAAGGUAUACAUAUUUCAUCAUCAUGUUAAGUAUUAAUAGACCUUUUAUUCUGAUGGCAGCUUUAGGAUCUAAAAAUGUUAAUAUUGAUAUUGUGAAGAUGCCAAUUGAAAUCUGUGAUGAUGUCAUUGAGGAUUUAGAAAUCGUCAUCAGAGCUUUGAAGCAUCAAGAAGAUGACCAUCAUGCAUUCUAUCCUCAUAUAACAUCAGUAUAUGCGGUGAUUUUAGCCAUUAGUGUGUUAUUAUGGAGGUUUAAAAUCUCCGAAGAUAUCAAAGCUAGGCAACUCAUAUCAGCCAAAAUAUCACUUUUCUUCGAAUUCCUUCAAAGAUGUAGUAAAAUAUGGACAUUGGCUCAUAAACCAGUACAAAUCUUCAAGAAGAGAAUAGAUAAUUUGUGGAAUGAAGAGAAAGGUGCUGAAGGUCAUAAAGUGGAUACCGUAGACACUCUGGAUUAUUCCGAAGUCAAUGACACUAUCUAUGAUGCAUUUACUAAGACAGAUAUGUUGAGUGGAUUUGAUAUGGCAGACUUUAGUAAUAUUGACGAUGUGUUCCAAUCAGUUUUCGAACAACCAGCUAACCAACAAAUUUUGACUAGAUUGGACUUAGCAGAUGUUCUUUGGGAUGAAGCUCUUUAUAAGAAGUAG